Messenger RNA from Nerophis lumbriciformis (worm pipefish), 2241 nucleotides. The record is from RefSeq and is a predicted model, not a curated record. NCBI's taxonomy places the organism in Eukaryota, Metazoa, Chordata, Actinopteri, Syngnathiformes, Syngnathidae.
AUGGCCGGCACGCAGACCAGCUUGAAGAGCCCCUUCAAAGGCCUGAGCUCCUUCAAGGGCAGCAUGAAGCGCCUGUACCGCGAGCGUCCGGAGGACGCGCCUAUCAAAAAGCGAGUGAUGGCCGAGAUUAAGCUGAAGCGCCGCGGCUUGGAGUCUUUUCACAAGGCGGCCAAGGUAAAGCGGGAGCAGGUGGACGAGGCGCACCAGCCACUGCGACGCGCUGAUGCUGAAGCCGAGUUCCUCGCGGCCGCCUCAGCCAAGGCGCUGGACCUGAGCCCGGGGCUCAAGCAUACGCUGGCCCAGUUCACGUUGAGUAGCCAGAGCUCCCUCGGGGGACCGGCCGCUUUCUCGGCGCGCACCGGCCACGAGCACUCCCACGGCGGCGUGCCCCCGUUGCCCUCCCCUCCCGUGUUGGGAGGCGGCCCCCUGCUGGUCCCCUGCGACAGCUCCACCGAGCUCACCCACUCCCUGCUAGAGGGCGAAUCCAUCUCCUGCUUCGUGGUGGGCGGCGAGAAGCGGCUGUGCCUGCCCCAAGUGCUCAACUCGGUGUUGCGCGACUUCUCGCUCCAGCAGAUCAACACGGUGUGCGACGAGCUCUACGUGUACUGCUCGCGCUGCGACGCCGAGCAGCUGCACAUCCUCAAGGUGCUGGGCAUCCUACCCUUCAAUGCGCCGUCCUGCGGCCUCAUCACGUUGACCGACGCGCAGCGGCUGUGCAACGCGCUGCUACGCCCCGGCGCCGCGCCGCCCGCAGAACUGGGCGCCGACUUGUUGGGGCGCGGCCCGCUCAAGGAGAGCGAGGCCGGCUUCCGGGUGGAGCACCAAUGCCUGGGCAAGUGCCAGGGCCUCUUCCUGCCACGCUUCUACACGCAGCCCGAGGCGCCAUGCGUCCAGUGCGUAGAGUGCCACCUGCUCUUCUCGCCGCAGAAGUUCGUCAUGCACUCGCAUAAAUCGCCUGACAAGAGGACCUGCCAUUGGGGAUUCGACUCGGCCAAGUGGCCCUGUUACCUGCAGCUGGCCAGGAAGUACCAGGGCUCGCCCGAAGAGGGCGAGCUCCAGCGGCUGCUGGACGAGGUCAAAGACAAGUUCCACUACCAACUCAAGAGGACGCUCGACAAGAAGGCGGCUGCGGGGGAUGAGGACCAGGAGAACCAGUCUCGCAAACCCUCGGCGGACCUUUGCUCCCCCAGCGGCAAGUUGGCUGAAGCCGAGCCCACGAGGAAGGGUAAGACGUCUCCAACCUUGGUGUACAAUCAUCUUUUUCCGGACAUCAAAGAGGAGCCGGGGCACCCCACGCUGGUCCACCCCAGCUAUUACCUGUACACGUAUGAUAAGAUGGUGGCUCCCAACGUGUCCCUACGCAGGGAGGCGGAGAUGAGCCCCGAGAUGCUGGGAGCGCUGCUCAAGCACCACUACAGCCGAGGGGUGCCGCACCAUGAUGAGCCUCCCAUGGAUCUUCAUGCGUCUCCUCCACUGGCUGAGGAGGCCAAAUCCCAACACGACGCCGAGCGGGAAUGCAAAACCCAGGCAGUUUCCAUGGAGACGAGCAACCUGAGCGGCAAGAUAGCCGCCCGCGCCCGCAGCCCUCCUCCUCCUCAUCCCGCAUCGCCGCCGCCCGUGACCGAGGCGGCAGAAGACGACACGGGAUGUGCCGUCAAUAUGACGAUGGGGGGACCGGAAGACGACAAAGACAGGAUCGUGGUUGAGAUCAUGCAGAUGUACAGCAGGCAGCAGGAGAAACUCAACUCCACUUUGCAUAAGCAGCUACAGUUGGAGAUGGAGCUGGAGGCGUUACGUGGCGGGGAGGCGGCGCGGCUCCGCGAGCUGAGCGCCGAGCAGAGGGAGCUACGCAGCGAGCUGGAGGCGGUCCACAGCGAGCAGGCGCGCCAGCUCGGACAGGCCCGCCAGGAACAGCUGGAGCUGGAGGCGCGUCUGGAGCAGCUUCGGCGGCAGGCGUGCACUUGCGAACCCUCCGCUCAGCGACAGCAGGAGGCGCAUUAUGCCGCGCAGUUGUCGGAGCUCCGUCAGAGGUUGGAACGCGCCGAGGCGGACCGACAGGAGCUGCAGGACGAGCUGAGGCGGGAACGGGAGGCGCGCGAGAACCUAGAGCGCACCAUCGGCCAGCUCAAGCAGCAGAUGGCCCAGUCGGGAGGCGCCGUCCCGGCCGGGGGCAGCCCCUCGCCUCCCCUCACCCCAUCCACCGGACCCCCUAACGCCCAUUCGCCGGCCUCUGAGAAGUAG